This is a messenger RNA of Fraxinus pennsylvanica, 405 nucleotides long. NCBI's taxonomy places the organism in Eukaryota, Viridiplantae, Streptophyta, Magnoliopsida, Lamiales, Oleaceae. The record is from the annotation of a GenBank genome assembly.
AUGUUGAAGAAAUUCACUGUUUUUUUGGUUAUCGUCUCAAUCGCGGUUCGAAUCGACGGAUUGAAUCCAAGAAAGCUUGAUGAUGCGACACCACCGGAUUUGGAGAACAAGUGUGGAAGCUGUCCUUGCAACAAACCGUGUAACCAAGCCCCACCGCCUCCUCCACCGCCUUCACCACCGCCACCACCCCCACCGAAGAUUAAGCCACCAAGCAACUACUGCCCACCUCCACCCAGCGGCGGCGGCGGCGGCCAGUACCCUCCAAAUCCUCCUUACAUAUACAUAAAUGGUCCACCGGGAAAUUUGUACCCCGUCGACCCCUAUUAUUCCGGUGCUACCCGAAGGUUCUCUCUAGGAUUGCCAUUUUUUAUCAGCACUAUAUUGGGACUCCUAGUUUUCAUAUGA